This is a messenger RNA of Gadus chalcogrammus (walleye pollock), 1196 nucleotides long. RefSeq names its product transcription factor HES-5-like. Gene Ontology annotation, cellular component: nucleus. Bases 126 to 620 code for a protein of 164 amino acids. The record is from RefSeq and is a predicted model, not a curated record. The transcript has 2 exons. Lineage: Eukaryota; Metazoa; Chordata; Actinopteri; Gadiformes; Gadidae. Gene Ontology annotation, biological process: regulation of transcription by RNA polymerase II; anterior/posterior pattern specification; regulation of neurogenesis. Gene Ontology annotation, molecular function: RNA polymerase II cis-regulatory region sequence-specific DNA binding; protein dimerization activity; DNA-binding transcription factor activity, RNA polymerase II-specific.
UCCAGCCCGGGACUCAGGGCUUUGUAAUGCUAAUGUCCGGCUAUAAAUAGGGCAGGGAGACCUCUCUGUGAUCACAAUUCACUCUGCUGUCCCAGAGAAGCACUGCUCUCCCUCCCUCCACUAGAAUGGCUCCUACCACCACCACAGACUUCCCUUGCUCUGCGCUCUCCACCAAAGACAAACACAAACUCAGGAAGCCGCUGGUGGAGAAGAUGCGCCGAGACCGCAUCAACAGCUGCAUCGAGCAGCUCAAAGCUCUGCUGGAGAAGGACUUCCAGCAGCAGGAGCCCAACGCCAAGCUGGAGAAGGCUGACGUCCUGGAGAUGACGGUGAUGUUCCUCCGGCAGCAGCUCCAGGCCCAGAGCGCCGCUCCGCACGCCGCCCACCGCCGCGGCUACGCCCGCUGCUGGAAGGAGACGCUCCACUUCCUGUCCGCCAACUCGGUGGAGGAAGUGGCGCUCCCUCGCCUCCCGGCCCUCCAGGCCGCCCAGAAGACGUGGGGGGGCGGCGGGGACCAGAGCCCCCCGUCUCCCCUGUCCUCCGCCCAGCAGCUCCACAGCCUGCAGGGCCCGGAGAAGCAGAGUCCUGGGGCCCCGAGGCCGGUGUGGAGGCCCUGGUAGACCCCCGGACCCCCUCCCUCACCCUGGAUGGAUGUUCUCCGUCGUACAGCUGUACCAGGAUAUGUUGAAAUAUCCCAAUGUUUCAUCAGACGCUCGGUUUGAGGACUGAACGUCUGAUCCGUUACGCUCUCCGAGAAAGAGCGGGAACGGCAUUUUAAAAGUUUACUCCAUGUUGGAGAAACACUUAGAGGAGCUCCUGUACUCAGCGGGUUCCUCCCGCUGUGCGGUCGGCGCGACUCUGUUCCUCACUAUGUCAUGUUGUUUUCAAUGAGGAUGAUCCCGAGGGAUGAUGUCUGUGUCUGGAUGGUUGCUGUGCCAACCGAAGCCCUGCCUUAGACGUUAAGAUUGUAACGUUUUAUCUAUGAGUGGCGUUGAACAUUGUAUGUUUGUGCCUGUGUAUGUAAAGAGAGCAUUGUUGCUCCACAAAGUGAAGUGUUGACACUGAGUGUUGGCUGCUGUCCCUCAGUGAAGAGGCGACCUGUUUAAAAUGUUUCUUGUAGAAACGCCCUUAAAGUACAACUCCAAGCGAGCUGUGGUUGUCAUCAAUGUCUUUCCUAAUGGGAACCGAAUACUGAU